Messenger RNA from Nymphalis io (European peacock), 1827 nucleotides. RefSeq lists its product as uncharacterized. Lineage: Eukaryota; Metazoa; Arthropoda; Insecta; Lepidoptera; Nymphalidae. Gene Ontology annotation, cellular component: chitin-based extracellular matrix. The record is from RefSeq and is a predicted model, not a curated record. Gene Ontology annotation, molecular function: structural constituent of chitin-based larval cuticle. The transcript has 3 exons. The coding region runs from base 1 to 1827 and encodes 608 amino acids.
AUGAUCAGAGUUCUGUUAAUCUUAGGCGUAGCCUUUGCCGAUAAGUUAGACCGAACUUAUCUUCCUCCUCCUGGUUCUGAGCUUUCUGGUGGGAAUCCUGAUGCUCUAGAAGUCCCAUUAGAACAACCUAAACUACAAUAUCCUUCAAAGGAUGAAUAUUUGAAAUCCCCUCAAGUUGCAAUUGGAAUAGAUAGACAGGGUCCAAAAGGACCACUUGAUAUAUAUUCUACAUUAAAUUCCUCUACAUAUACACCAGCAACAUAUGUUUUGAAUAAAGAUGUGUAUUCUACUACGAAACCAGGCGAUGACUUCUCUCAUUAUGUUCACGAUUUACAAAAUUCCUUCAACCCUAAUCCGUAUCAAAAUUUCAAUCAACCCGAACACAAUUCUUUUCCCCAUGAUAAUACGUUUCAAACAACUGAAAAUUAUCCACAACUUAUUCAAGGUGUUGUUAGUCGUAAAGACAAUUUCUUUGGUUUUUCACCCAAUCAAAUUAAAUCGCAGGGCGAAAAUAAUGACAGUGUCAAAGUUGAUAUUUCUAAUUCUUUACCUAAUAAAUCUGAUUAUGGUCAAAAUUAUUCUUCACAAACAGAUAAUAAUUUCAAACCAUCGACUUUGUCCCCAUCGAUUAUCUACAAUUAUAGUAGUACUGAAAACCCCAAGCAGUUUUAUUCAAAUACUCCAGCAACUCAAGAGAUAUCAGUCACCACCCCAAUUAGCCAUACUUCUUAUUACUCCCCUGUCUUUGAUUCUGCUUUUAUUGAAAAGCGUCCAGAAAGAAUUCAAGCCCAAACUGAUAGAGAAGCAGUUAUUCUUAAUUAUGAGAAUAGUAUUACUUCAGAUGGCUACGCUUACACCUUUGAUACUUCAAAUGGAAUUCAUGGAGAUGAAAGUGGAAUAGCUCAAAAUGGAGUUAAAGCUAAAGGUUCCUACUCCUAUGUUGGAGACGAUGGAAAACUCUACAGUGUUAAGUAUACUGCAGAUGAAUAUGGCUUUCAACCUCAAGGAGAACACUUGCCAACCUCACCCCCGAUACCGGAAGCCAUUUUAAAAGUAAUAGAACAAGCUUAUAAAGACAAAGAGGCUGGAAUUUUUGACGAUGGAGGAGAGUAUUAUGGAGAAGAAGCGACACAAAACAGUAACAACGAUGAUAGAGAGAGCUACCCAAUAUAUGAUGAGGAUAAUUUAAAUAGAAAAGAAUCAAAUCAACGUGAUGAUAGAAUCUUUAGGAAUAAUAGUCAAAUUAAAGGAAACAAAACUAAUUUUGAUCCUCACACAUCUGAUGAAGGAUAUUCGUACCAACAGGGAAUUUUAGACUCUGACAAAAAGUCACUUGUAUCUAUUAGCUCUAAGGGUUAUUCGUCUUCAACCGUAAAUCCAAAUGAAUUGACUACUCGAAUUAGCACGAAUACAUCUCAAUAUCCUGAAUUCAAUUAUGAAAAACCACAAAAUUCAACAAGUGAAAAAUCAAUUUUUUCCUCUAUAACAUCUACCAUUGUACCAAAAUAUCAAACAAAGACACAAUUAAAUGAGACAAAUGGUCUACCUAUCUAUGACAAUUCAAGCAAACCACCCGGAUUUAUAGAUCAAUAUGAUGAAAAUGUACAACAAAAUAUUGCUGUUACUGGUUACCCGAAAAAUAAAUUAAAUAAUACAACUCCAAGGUUGGAAUUAUCAACAAAUAUUCCAAUUUUUGGUAAUUCAUACGCUCCAAAUAUCGACAUCGUGCACACAGAUAAAACGACAACAGAAAAAAAUAUUGGCGAAGAUUUCAACGGUCCCAAACAAAAUCAAAGAUUUGAUCCAUUGUCUGGUUAUUAUUAUUAA